Heterobasidion irregulare TC 32-1 is the source of this 411-nucleotide messenger RNA. RefSeq lists its product as uncharacterized. The transcript has 3 exons. Lineage: Eukaryota; Fungi; Basidiomycota; Agaricomycetes; Russulales; Bondarzewiaceae. Bases 1 to 411 code for a protein of 136 amino acids. The record is from RefSeq and is a predicted model, not a curated record.
AUGAGAGGACGAAGGCGAAGGAAGUGGGUGGUGGCGGCCUAUCCCUCGACUCUACCCGCCCCCUCCUCUCGUCUGCUCAACCUCAGCCACCUCCGACCCGCUCUCCCGUCCGCCCCGCUCUCUCCCCGGACCCCCGCUCGUCUCACCCGCAUCUUCCACUCGACGUCGCGCUCGCCUACUCGCUACAGCUCGACACCACCCACCAUCCCGGCACGUCCUCCGCCUCCUCCACCUUCGUCAACACCUCUGCCUCCGACGCCUCGUCCGCCGUCACCACCACCACCGCCGCCGCCUCCGCCUCCUCAACCUCCUCACGCCGCUCCUCCGAGUCCUCGCGCACCAGGCCCAGCGCCAACCGCCGUGACCGCAACCGCACCCCGCAGGACCGCUCCAAGUCCAUGUCCGCGGUGA